AUGAUUCCAGCUGAUUCUUAUGUCAUCAGACUUGCAAACAUUUAUAUAAAUUUAUUUCUGCAAAAAUUACCGACAAAUGUCAGCGAGCUGUGUGUUUCAAAAUCAGCGAUUGAUUGUCUAGCAGUUGGGGGUGAUAUUGAGACGAUAUCACUUAGUAAAGUGAAAAUAGAAUCUAGGAUAUACUUUAUGGAACAGAAUAAUGUCAAGCAUGUUAUCUUGGAUGAAGUUGAAGGAUUCCUGGAUUUGCAAAAUGCAUCGCAGCUCGAAUCGGUACAACUACUUGGAAGGAACAGAUAUCUACGAUUAGGCGGUAUAAAUAAGUGUAGGAAUAUAAAGUGUUUGAAACUGAGUUGGAAUCUUGACGAAAAUGUUUUGGGUCGGAUAAAAUUAGCAGAAUUUGAAAACUUGGAGGUGUUUUCUAUUGCAAAUUCGGUUGAACGUCGGAUUAAAUCCGAAGUGACCAUGCCCAAUUACUUUAUGAGACAGCCAUCUGGCUUGUUUCCAGACUUUGAACAGGCUUAUGGCGGUACUUUGGUAAAGUACGAUGACUAUGUGCUGAGAAACAAAUGGUACACAAUACUGAGCACUAUGUCGUGCCAGGUGACUAUGAAGGAUCUAAAUAUCUCAUACGCAAAUUUCUAUAACCAACCACGUUAUGAGAUCUUAGCACAAUUCUCUAAUCUUGAGGCACUAACAGUUCAAUUUACAAAAAUCGACAAACUGUUUUUUAGCAAACUACCGCUGUCACUGACAUAUCUUGAUAUUUCUUUCACAUCAUAUGCGAUUUAUGGCCUUCGUAUGAAGUAUUUGCUUAAAUUGGAUACGUUGAUCAUGUAUUUGCCGUCUAAUUCUGGCACUGAACAAGAGAAGAAAUACUAUUUUGACGUGUUCCAAUAUAUUGACAGAAAUAGAUUGACAUACUUGGAUAUCGGCAACGCAGAUUUUAAUUAUCUUGCUGGUUAUAACAUAUUUCAUAACCUUAAAACUUUGAUAAUACGCGACUCGGUGUUAUGUACUUCUUUUUUUGAUAAGUUUGUGUCGCACAUUGAGGUUCUAUGGUGUGAUAAAUACGUUAAGCUUGAACAAAGUGAUAUUCUGUCAAUUGCCAAGCUGAAGCAUUUAACAACGUUCAUCACUGAUUUUGAAAGUAAAGAGAACGAACAGCAAAUCGGAAAUUUGGUAAAGCAACCCGGUUAUUUUACAAGGUUGAUUCGUAUAGGAAGAGAUGCCAAAACCAUGUUGCGCUACAUGCCAAAAUAUCAAGACCACGGUCAUUUACCGUUCACGCCAACGGCGAUGAACUCGUUUUGAAGGAUGCCAGCAGAACUAUAAACAGUGUAUCGUCCGCAAUACAAAUUUAUAUAACUCGCUCUAAUCUCCUCAUAUAAGGAAUAAUAAAAACACGAUGAAUCUUCUCACUGACAACACUGCAAGCAGUCUCACAUAUUUUCUAACCGUAU
Molecule: messenger RNA, 1460 nt
Organism: Vavraia culicis subsp. floridensis
Lineage: Eukaryota; Fungi; Microsporidia; Pleistophoridae
Exons: 1
Coding region: 1-1311 (436 amino acids)
Source: RefSeq, a predicted model, not a curated record